CUGGACUACUAUCCCUUGUCCUUCUUUACUACCAUCAUUUUGAUUUUAAUCCAGGACACAUUUUUUGUAUCCUAUCAAUCAACUCUUCCCUUAUCAUUCUUUUUUUUUUAUAUAUAUUUAAAUGGAAGCAAAUGAAGAUCACAAUCUCGAACAUACCAAAGUCACACCUGAUGAUGUGGUGGUCAUAGAAGCGCCCCAAGGAAAAGGAGGACGGAGUUCUUUGCCAAUCAUCGGAAUCUUCAAUAAGAACAGCAUCAUGGAAGACAACGCGGUACUUCGACAAUUUAAUGACGCUCAGGGUGGCUGCAGUGAGCAGACUAAUUACUUAUUAUCGAGACAGACAGCAGAGGGUCCGUGGUUGUGGGAGGACGAAUUGCUUUCGUCCCUUGGCCUUAUCCCUAGCUUUACAGCGCAGUCGAUGGAGGUCCAAGAUACCAAAUCGUUGUCAGGAACAAUUGCGGCAACUGCAUUGGUCCUAAAGUACUUUGAUAAGCAGUUGAAAGACGAUUUAGAGCUAUGGACAGAUAAGUUCGCAAAGGGAGGAGCUUGGUUGCUCGGACAAGUGGGACCAAAUAGGCUGGUGGAGCUUUUAGGACAAGCUGAGGAAUUGAUUUGUUGA
This is a messenger RNA of Lobosporangium transversale, 619 nucleotides long. RefSeq lists its product as hypothetical. Lineage: Eukaryota; Fungi; Mortierellomycota; Mortierellomycetes; Mortierellales; Mortierellaceae. The coding region runs from base 122 to 619 and encodes 165 amino acids. The transcript has a single exon. The record is from RefSeq and is a predicted model, not a curated record.